Dunckerocampus dactyliophorus (ringed pipefish) is the source of this 2092-nucleotide messenger RNA. It is a transcript of the gene aktip, whose product is annotated as akt interacting protein. The transcript is spliced from 11 exons. The record is from RefSeq and is a predicted model, not a curated record. Bases 230 to 1180 code for a protein of 316 amino acids. NCBI's taxonomy places the organism in Eukaryota, Metazoa, Chordata, Actinopteri, Syngnathiformes, Syngnathidae.
AUUAUGUUAGCUUGAGCUCCGGCUGUCAAAGUGUUUAGCUCCAUAGCUCCACUAACGCUACCAGCUAGUUAGCCGUGUUUACACCCAUGGGAUGACGAAGAGAUGAGUAUUUGCCGCACUUAAGCUGAGAGCCACACAAUUUGUUUCAUGUAUGGCCUGAAAAGCCCUUGUCAUGGGACCUACUUAAAGGGAAAACGGGGGAGCACCAUACUGAACCUCUUCAUGAGUAAUGAACCCCUUCUGGAGCAUGUCUGCCAAUACGAGUCGUAAGAGGCCUGAUGGCGAGGACCAAGGCGGACAGGGGGAGCAGAAGACCAGCCCGCCCCGGCAGCCCUUCAGCAAGAAGCAGCUUCCAGCCAUCCCCAAGAAUGCAACCGCCGUCACUAAGCCCACAGGCAUGGGCAGCCCGGCCCACUCUGCCAACAGCCCACAUGUGCCCUACGGACCAUUUUACUUGGAGUACUCCCUGCUGGCCGAGUUCACACUCGUGAUUAAGCAGAAACUGCCUGGAAUUUAUGUGCAGCCGUCUUACAAGUCAGCGCUCAUGUGGUUUGGAGUCAUAUUCAUCAGACAUGGCUUAUACCAGGAUGGAGUCUUCAAAUUCACUGUGUAUAUCCCAGAUAACUAUCCAGACGGCGAUUGUCCAAAAUUAGUGUUUGACAUGCCAGUCUUCCACCCGCUCGUCGACCCAGUUUCUGGCGAACUUGAUGUCAAAAGAACUUUCACCAAAUGGAGACGGAAUCACAACCACAUCUGGCAGGUCCUCAUGUAUGCACGUACAAUUUUCUACAAGAUCCACACCACAGAACCCCUCAACCCAGAAGCUGCUGUGCUCUAUGAGAAAGAUGUGCAGUUGUUUAAGAGCAAAGUGGUGGACAGUGUGAAACUAUGCAACAGCCGUCUGUUUGACCAGCCCAAGAUAGACGAUCCCUACGCAAUAAGCUUUUCUCCAUGGAAUCCAGCUGUUCAUGAGGAGGCAAAAGAGCGAAUGUUCACAUACAAACAAGCGACACUGACUGUCCAGACGAAGGCUCCUCUCCACCUUGGUUUCAGAGACGACCUGAGGAUCACCACAAGGGAACGCAGGGCUCAGGCCUGUCCUGGGUCAAACCGGGAUCAACGCAGCCCUUCAGCAAAGACGACAGUCCCCCUCCGAGCUGAACCUGCACACGGCCACUAGAGGGAAGCACCUACACCACUAGCCACGCCACUUUUGCCUCCCCCAAUCAAUGUUUGUGAGCUGGAGUCCUCAAGAGAAGGAAAAAGAACAUUUGUUGUUUUUAUUGCUCAGCUUUAAAAGUUUAGCCCGCCAACAGCUUUAGCGUAAGGAAAACAAAGUUUCUAAGUAAAAUGACGAAUGGAUGUCUCCAAGUAAAAUCAAAGAGUCUUCUCUCAUAGAUGUGAGUGCAGUGGAUGACAUGCUCACGCUCUGGCUCAGGACUGUUCUACUCAUCAGACCAGGAAUGUCAAUCACAGCUGGGUUGAAGACCUCCAAUCUGUCAAUCUUGGCGCUGUUUGUAUUGUUUUCUUACCAAUUGGGUUUAUUUUUAAUGAUGUGCAAAGCAUUGUCUUACGGUUCAUAAUAUAUUGCGGAAUGGUUUUAAAUAUUCUCUAGAAGUAAAUUAGCAUUUUAUCUUUUUUUUUUUUUUUAAUUGGUGAUCAUUUAUUGAAGGGUAAGUUACGUAAAUAACGGUUGCUGUGUUCAAGGUUUGAUUUGAGGAGAUGGGAUGUCUUGAAAGAUUUUCCCAGUAAAGAUUGCAAUCUGAUUUAUUGCCCAUUUUCAGUCCGUUGGCACACAAUUCACCCAUGGCUCCAAAGGAUAAUCACCUUCGUUGAUGUUUUUCCCCACUGUUCCAGAUUAAUUAACUGUAUGACUGGUUUAAGAAUAUUAAUAGAUGGUGCUAAAAGCUGCUGGAUCUAUUUAUAGUCGCUGUGAAAGGACAAAUAUGUUGCUGCCAUUUAGCCUCCCAUCUUAAUCAAACUAUUUUAUUGGACUUCUGUUCACCACAGACCCUUUGCGUUGUGUGUGAAUGACAUUAUUGCAUAGAUCUAUCAAUGCUUUUCUGUUCAUGACAAUAAAAGAUUGAUUUAA